CGAGCCAUGAAGCUGAACGUGGACGGGCUCCUGGUGCUGUUCCCCUACGAGUUCAUCUACCCCGAGCAGUUCUCCUACAUGCUGGAGCUGAAGCGCACGCUGGACGCCAAGGGCCACGGGGUGCUGGAGAUGCCGUCGGGCACCGGGAAAACGAUCGCGCUGCUCGCCCUCAUCGUCGCCUACCAGCGGGCCCACCCGCUGGAGGUCUCCAAGCUGAUCUACUGCUCCCGCACCGUGCCCGAGAUCCAGAAGGUGGUGGAGGAGCUGCGGAAGCUUCUGGAAGGCUACGAGAGGGAGCUGGGCCAGCCCCUCCCCCUCCUGGCGCUGGCGCUCAGCUCCCGCAAGAACCUCUGCCUGCACCCCCAGGUGUCGGCGCUGCGCUCCGGCCGGGAGGUGGACAGCCGCUGCCUGGCGCUCACGGCCUCCUACCUGCGGGAGAGCCCCGGCACAGCCCGGCCCGGCUGCAGCUUCUUCCAGGAGUUCGAGGCGCGGGGCCGGCAGAGCCCCCUCCCCUUCGGGGUUCACAACCUGGACGAUCUGCGGAGCCUCGGGCGGCAGCGCGGCCUCUGCCCCUACUUCCUGGCCAGGGCCUCGCUGGCCCACGCCAGCGUGGUGGUGUACAGCUACCACUACCUGCUGGACCCCAAAAUCGCGGGGCUGGUGUCGGCCGAGCUCGCCCGCUCCUCGGUCGUGGUGUUCGACGAGGCGCACAACAUCGACAACGUGUGCAUCGAGGCCAUGGGCGUCAGCAUCACCCGGCGGGCGCUCGACCGCUGCCAGGCCAACGUGGCCGCGCUGCAGAGCCACGUCCGGCGGUCGGGGUCAAAGGGCACCGGGUCAAAGGGCACCGGGUCAAAGGGCACGGGUUUGGGUCAAAGGGCACCGGGGCGCCUGGUCGAGCACCUGCGGGCGCAGCUGCGCGGGCCCCGCGUGCAGCAGCUCAGCCCCCCGGCCUUCCUGCGGGAGCUGCGCGAGCGCGUCUGCAUCGAGCGCAAGCCCCUCAGGUUCUGUGCCGAGCGGCUCCACUCCCUCCUCCGCACCCUCGCCCUCCCCGACGUCGCCGACUUCUCCCCGAUCACCCUCGUGGCCAAUUUCGCCACCCUGGUCAGCACCUACAGCAAAGGUGGGCAAAAAAACCCCAAAAUACCCCAAAAAUAGCCCAAAAAUAUCCCAAAAAUAGCCUAACAAUAUCCCCAAAAUACCCUAAAAAUAUCCCAAAAAUAUCCC
This is a messenger RNA of Lonchura striata (white-rumped munia), 1227 nucleotides long. The record is from RefSeq and is a predicted model, not a curated record. NCBI's taxonomy places the organism in Eukaryota, Metazoa, Chordata, Aves, Passeriformes, Estrildidae.